Molecule: messenger RNA, 5342 nt
Organism: Coccinella septempunctata (seven-spotted ladybird)
Lineage: Eukaryota; Metazoa; Arthropoda; Insecta; Coleoptera; Coccinellidae
Product: serine/threonine-protein kinase SIK3-like
Exons: 17
Coding region: 86-3865 (1259 amino acids)
Biological process (GO): intracellular signal transduction; protein phosphorylation; microtubule cytoskeleton organization
Cellular component (GO): cytoplasm
Molecular function (GO): tau-protein kinase activity; protein serine/threonine kinase activity; ATP binding
Source: RefSeq, a predicted model, not a curated record
UUUUCCGUGAACUAAUUCAGUAGUCAUUACUGGGUUUUUGCAAUGUUAUGAACUUAAUAACAAAUAAGUAAAUAGUGAGACGAAAAUGUCUUCGAAAACAGUUCCGAAUGAGAAACUAGUUCGCGUAGGAUAUUACGAAUUGGAAAAAACAAUAGGAAAAGGGAACUUUGCUGUUGUAAAACUGGCAACUCACAUAGUAACGAGAACCAAGGUCGCAAUAAAAAUAAUCGAUAAGACUGCCCUAGAUGAAGAAAAUCUGACGAAAAUAUUCAGAGAAACAGCCAUACUUAAAAGUUUAAGACAUCCUCACAUCACCAGACUUUACCAAUUGAUGGAAACCAGUCACACUAUUUAUAUAGUAACAGAAUAUGCGCAUAAAGGAGAAAUAUUUGAUCAUCUUGUUCAGAAAGGCAGGAUGCCUGAGGAAGAGGCAAAAAGGAUCUUCAGCCAGAUCGUCUCUGCAGUCAGUUACUGUCAUUCCCAGGGCGUAGUUCAUAGGGAUCUCAAGGCCGAAAAUCUUCUAUUGGAUCAUAACAUGAACAUCAAACUGGCCGACUUCGGCUUCAGCAACCAGUUCACCGAGGGCACGCUGCUCUCGACGUGGUGCGGAUCGCCCCCCUACGCCGCCCCCGAACUGUUCCAGGGCCUGAAAUACGACGGACCCAAGGUCGACAUAUGGAGCCUCGGCGUCGUCCUCUACGUGCUGGUGUGCGGCUACGUCCCGUUCGACGCCCCCAACCUGCACAUCUUGAGGAACGUGGUGAUAGCGGGCAAGUUUCGCAUACCCUACUUCAUGUCCAGAGAUUGCGAAGACCUGAUAAGGCACAUGCUGGUGGUGGAGCCGGAGAAGAGACUGAGCAUGGCGCAGAUAGCCAGACAUCGGUGGCUGGCCAACGUGCCGCCCGUGGACACGGGCCCCGACAUCGAACUGAACCCCAACAAGACCGUCAUCAAUCACAUGCUCCAACUGCCGAACCUCACGCAGGCGAUGAUACUGCAAUCGCUGAAAAGUAAGACCUUCGAUCACAUCUACGCCAUCUACAAUCUGCUCCUGGACAAACUGCACCAAAGAACCAUCAAUUUCCAGUCCAAGAUAUCGCAGCAGAGGGCCUCCAGUAAGUGCAUAUCGACGGAGUCCGAGGAGGAGACGACGGAACAGAGCGUGGAAUUCUUCAGGCCGAUGAGGAUAAACGAGAGGAGCGAAUCGUUCAACGAGCAGCAGCUGGUGACGCACCUGGCCCAAGAACAGGCCGUCUACAACUCGUCGGAGCAGUCCGUCGACCAGACGUUCAACAACAGGAGGGAGAGCUUCAACGAGAACUGCCUGAGGCUGUCGAGGAACGACGAGGCCGAGGGUUACGACGGAGGUCUGACCCCCGACGACGGCGGUUCCCCGUUCGUAUCGAUGCCCACGAUACCGGCCGUCUAUCUGGUCGGGGACGGCGACGGACAACCCCUGGAGAAGUACGGCGAAAUGGACCUGGACAACUCCGAAGACACGAUUUCUUUGACCGUCCCGUCCAAUUCCUCCGGUUAUGGAAGUUGUACUUACGGCGACAAGUAUCUGACGGUUAGAAGACAUACGGUAGGCCCUGGCGACCCCGCCCACGAACAGGUCUUGGAGUCCCACUAUAUAGCGACGGGUCCCUACGAUCCCAGUCGCAACAAGCUCCUCCCCCACACCAACCUACCCCUGAACCUGCCGUUACUGGGACAGCAGAAUCCCCACUAUUUCGGCGGGAAGGAUCCGCACCUGCUGAAACCUCCGACGGUGCUGAACGCGGCGGGCGGUUUCGGACGCAGGGCGUCAGACGGCGGCGCCAACCUGCACAUGUCGUGGGGCACGCCCGGGUCGCACGAGCAGCUGUCGAUGAUGUCCACCAGUUCCAGCGGCAACCCGAGCCUGAGCAGCGGCACUGGCGCCCAAGCUAUGGAGCACAACCCCCAGUCGUUCGAGGAGAUGGCGGCCGUGGCCAGGUACAUGCAAGGGAGGGGGAACACCAAAAGACACACCAUGGCGAAUCCGGAAGACGUCCAGGCGUCUUCCGGUGGUAGGACCAGAAGGACCGGUCUCCUGACCGUCAUGGAGAGACCUCCAGUUAUACCGCCUGAGUUAGUAAUGGAGGUUGAGAAUAGAAUGAAGAGAAAUCACGUACCCCCGAUGCUUGCCCAAAGAAAACAUUCCAGACACGCAGUGAAGCCCCAUUUGCCCACCGUGCAAGAGUUGCAAGGAAGAGAACAAAAAUCGAGCGAGAGAUUCAGCCCGGUCAGGAGGGGAAGCGAAGGAUCGGCCAGCAACAGCAGGACCCUCAGUCCCUCCACCCCCCAGCAGGAAUGCCAGAGGCUCCAGAGGGGUUUACAGGCGAGGGCCAGCCCUCCAAGAUCCAUCCCAGGUUCCCCCAUACACCAGCAGAUCAUACCUGAACGUCACCAGAUGCCCGAGGGCUCCUCCCCCCUCCAGCAGUACUACCCCGCCGACCCAGAGGUCCAGGGCGCCGCCGGCUUCGAUCUGCCCGCCAUCCAGCACAGGAGCUACGGGGGAAGUCCCCUGCACUCGGCCGCCCCCUUCAACUCCAGCCCCUCGGGAUCGAUGGCCGGACAGCCCCCCGGUCUGUACGGGAUGUACGCGGGCAACACGUCCCCCAUCUACGGGGCGUACGGUCAGCCGGGCAUCCCCAAUAACGUGACCUCCAUCACUCAAGGCAUAAGCGGCUUGAACACCUCGGGCUCCAUAAUGCAAGGUACCCCGUCGGCCAACCUACAGUUGGACAUCAGGGGCGUCCAGUAUCAGGCAGACGAUCAGUCCAAGAUCGACCCCUCCCUGUACCCCUCCAACCUGCCGAAUUUUCCCAACUUCCUCCAUCAGACCCACAUGCAUCACAUACUGAACCUGCACAACCACAGGAGCCUGACGAAUUCCCCCAUCUCCAACCCUGGCAGUCCCGGACUGGACAUGAUACAGGAGGAGCUGCCGCAUCUGACGGUGGCCAGCGUGAAGGGCGACGGGAUGCUGGGCGGUCAUCCGCAGAUCAGCGUCACUGACGUUUUAGGCAGUGAAGUCACCCUGGUGGCUGGUUCCGACACGAGCGAGGACUCCAUGGAUUCGCUGGAAAACCAGAAGGUCUCCAAGAUACCGUCGUUCGUCAUCUCGGAGCCCUCGGAGAACCUACCCUCGAUCACGAGGGGCAUAGGUCGGAAGAUGAGCCAGGAGAACGACGUCCAAAAGGUUCAGGCCCAUCCAGAGGCCACGGAACAGCAACAAGAAGAUUUUUUUCUGAGGAGAAACUCCGAUAAAAGUUCCUUAUACUCCGACGAUUCCCUAUCCAACGACAGUCUGAGCAUAGGCAAUCAAAGUCCCAGUUCCAGUUCCAACACCCAGAGCAGCCACUUCUACGACUCGGACAUCCGGUACAGGCCCCUGGACAGUUCCACCCACACCCAGAUGCAGAUAAACCACGAGCUGGCCAACUCGGGCACCGGGAACUUUCAGAUUUUCCAAGAUUUCCACCAGAACCAAUCCUGCUCCACCAGCCACAACUUGCCCACAGCUCGGGGAAACCUGCACAAGAACUCUGGUUCCUUCGAGUUCGAACUGUCCGAGGUGUGUUCCAAGCUCCAGUCCACCGAUAUCCUGGAGAUGGUGAAGAGGACCCUGGACGACCGGAUCCCCCCCAAGAACUGCGUCAGUUCGGAGAUGGUCUGCGACAGGCUGUCUCUGGAGUACGAGGGGGGCAUUCAGAUCGAGCUGAAGAUCAUCGACAAGGAGAAAGAUUCCAAGAAUCUGAAGGUCAGGAGGAUAUCGGGGGAUCAUCUGGUGUACAAUCAGCUCUGCCAGCAGUUAAUUUCUUGCAUGACCGUCUCCUAGCAUCCGGUGGACGGAGUAGGUUUCUGUUCGAAUUGACGGAGGUAGCUGUGACGCUUGAUACAUUCCUUUUACACUAUUUCGACUAUAUAGAAAGUCUGGGCUAAUAACAGGCUGAACUGCGAAUACUUUUCAGCUGCAAAGAAUACGGUACAUCACAUUGGUUCAAAAUUCGGUUUUUCGCGGUUAAUGAUCCUGUCGUGUACUUUGCGUUUGGAUAGUUUUGAAUUUAUUUGCACCACUGCUAGUGAUGAUUAAAUCUAGUCAAUUCGCAUAAAUCCAUAAGGGAAAGGAUUUAAAUGAACGAAUUUGUAAAAAAAACGCUCAUAUCACUCAAAAAAAGAUUAUUAACUUGUACUAUUGUACUUUGUGGCUGAAACGGUAGAUGUAAUGUAAAUCCUUCGAAAUAUAACUAGUUGAAACCAGUAGGAAGCUUGAUGAAUUUUGAAAAAUUGGUAGUUUUCCAGAUAUUUCCAAACCGUAACAUUCCUUAGCUUAGUGGUAAUUCUAUAAAGUGCAAUUAUUAUCGUUUCUUUACUGCGGUUUAUGAUUACACUAUGAUAAUAUUCAAAUAAAUCCAAUGCCUUAUGAUCUUAUGCACUUUAAAGUACGUAGACGAGUUUUUUGUAAAUCUGAAAAUUUUGUAAAUAAAUUUUAAAAUAACUUGUAUAUAGCAUAAUUUUCGCACAAACUGUAAAUAACGAAACUCUUUAGUUAUUUUGGCCAUAUUUUUUGAAUGUUAGCUUUAGGACUUACCAAUUAUAAUUUCCGAUUCAUAGUCUGAGUUAGUGUGUCUGAUUCCUAUUUUUCACAAUAAUCGUUUCAAGCAACUCGGUGACGUCAGGAUAUCACUGAUACCUGAAAAGAAAAAACACUCAUCUCAUCAUUCCAAUUCUAUACAAUUGAGAUUUCAGACCAGCAUCAAAUUUCAUCUUUUUUUAUAUUCCAUAAUCGAUUAUCGAUUUAUUAAACUACCCUAAGUUUUACCGUAUUUAGUCGUAGCUAAUUAAAUCAAUAUUUUGUGAUUUUUGUGUGAACAAUAUUAUUAUCCUAUAUUGUCUAGGCAGAAAUAAUCUGAAUGUAUUUGUAUAUUUUUAUAAAUAUUGUAUAUACUUUGAACUGCUACAUUCCCAAUAGGAAAGUUGAUUAGAUUCGGCUCCUUAUUUUAUACAGGAAAAAAUUGUUAAUCUAUGGUUUUUCUGAAGGCAAUUAAAACGACAAAACAAUUUCAUUGAAACUUUCGAUAUUUUGUAUCAAGUCUUGGAUGUAGCUGACUAUCAAUAUUUCUAGUUUUAGAAAUGACUCCGAUAUUGACUAUCAUGAUUAUUUGGUAGAUUUCUUACCAUUAUUUCCAUUUUGUUGGUUUUGAUGUGAUUUAAAUCAACUUCUGGCACAUCCACGAAUUCUAAAAGGUUGUAAGCCAACAUUCUAGUAUUUUUUGUCAAUUGAAAACUGUGAUGUCAAUAAACAAAUGACUGGA